Aspergillus melleus is the source of this 1804-nucleotide messenger RNA. RefSeq lists its product as uncharacterized. The transcript has 3 exons. Gene Ontology annotation, molecular function: myo-inositol:proton symporter activity. Lineage: Eukaryota; Fungi; Ascomycota; Eurotiomycetes; Eurotiales; Aspergillaceae. Gene Ontology annotation, biological process: transmembrane transport. The record is from RefSeq and is a predicted model, not a curated record. Bases 93 to 1430 code for a protein of 445 amino acids. Gene Ontology annotation, cellular component: membrane.
UGGCUUGUUGGUGUUGUGAAUGCGUGAGUCGCACCUGUCACAUGCUCUCUUGACUAGUUGAAGUAGCUGACCCGUAACAUAGAGGGCCAUACAUGGCCAGCGCCGUCUUGGGUUGCUGGCUGUCUGACCCCUGCAACAAAAUCUUGGGCCGCCGAGGUGCUAUUUUCAUUUCCGCUAUUUUCUGCUUGCUCACUCCCAUUGGCUCUGCCGUGUGCCAGACCUGGCCUCAGUUGCUUGUUACCCGUCUUCUUCUCGGUAUUGGAAUGGGCUUGAAAGCGUCCACUAUUCCCGUCUUUUGUGCAGAAAAUUGCCCAGCCAUAAUCCGUGGAGGCUUGGUGAUGAGUUGGCAAUUGUGGACAGCCUUCGGCAUCUUCCUCGGUACCAGCGCAAAUUUGGCUGUCAAAGAUACUGGAGACAUUUCCUGGCGCCUUCAGCUUGGCUCUGCCUUUAUUCCCGCCGUGCCCCUCCUCAUUGGAGUGUACUUCUGUCCCGAAUCACCCCGUUGGUACAUCAAGUGUGGUAAGAUGAGGCAGGCGUAUCAAUCUCUGUGCCGCCUGCGCAACACGAGGCUGCAGGCUGCACGCGACCUGUAUUACAUCCACGCUCAGAUCAAGAUUGAGCAAGAGAUUACAGGCCAAGGCCAUUAUGUCAAGCGUUUCAUUGAAUUAUUUACUAUUCCCCGGGUCCGACGUGCCACUCUCGCCUCGUCUGUGGUGAUGAUUGCGCAACAGAUGUGUGGUAUUAACAUUGUGGCAUUCUAUUCUUCCACCAUCUUUCAAGAGGCUGGUGCUAGCGUUACGGGGGCUCUCUUUGCUUCGUGGGGGUUUGGAUUGGUCAACUUCAUCUUUGCCUUCCCAGCCGUGUUCACCAUCGACACGUACGGUCGCAGAACUCUGCUGCUGUUUACCUUCCCGCAGAUGGCCUGGACUCUGUUGGCUGCCGGCUUUUGUUUCUACAUUCCGCAGGAAUCUACAGCACACAUUGCCUGCAUUGCUCUGUUCGUCUUUUUGUUCGCUGCGUUCUACUCUCCCGGUGAAGGCCCUGUGCCUUACGCCUAUUCCGCAGAGGUCUUCCCCUUGUCCCAUCGCGAGGUUGGAAUGUCCUGGGCUGUUGCAGUUUGCCUCAGCUGGGCAGCAGUGCUUUCCAUCACCUUCCCCCGUAUGUUGCAUGCUAUGACUCCAACUGGAGCAUUUGGCUUCUACGCGGGAUUGAAUAUGACUGCCUUAGUCAUGAUCUUCCUUUGGGUACCCGAGACCAAGCAGCGCACCCUCGAGGAGUUGGACUACAUAUUUGCAGUCCCAACUCGCGUUCACAUUCACUACCAAAUCUUCAAGGUUCUUCCAUGGUGGAUUCAGCGAUUCAUUUUCCGUCGCAAGGUCGAACUGGAGCCGCUUUACAAGUUCGACCACAUUGCCACUCGCACCUCUUAGACUGUGGACCCUGGUGAGGAUGCUAUCAUAACCCAUGCUUCAUGGUAGAUGAUCGUUAGGCCGAUCCAGUUGAUCAUUUCUUUUUCCCAACUUCGAUUGAUACCUUCGGUCCCUUGGAUGUUUUCACGUCGUUGUAGUAGUCCGUCAGAUGCGGGAUAUCUUCGGAAGCCUGUUUUCCAUAUCCUCUUAAUAUCUAAUCAGGAAAGAACAUGUAUUACUAGUCGUGUGAUAUACUCGGGGACUGAAUAAUAAAACAUUUUCGAAUGCAUUGAUUCCUUUAUGGCGCGUAGGUUCGUGUAGAUUCCGAGAGUGGAGCGUCUCCACGUUCCUCUCGGAGAUCAUGUGGAGGCAUCCUGAUCCGGCAUAGUCUGGCC